Messenger RNA from Aedes albopictus (Asian tiger mosquito), 1708 nucleotides. RefSeq names its product zinc finger protein 501-like. Gene Ontology annotation, cellular component: nucleus. Lineage: Eukaryota; Metazoa; Arthropoda; Insecta; Diptera; Culicidae. Gene Ontology annotation, molecular function: zinc ion binding. The record is from RefSeq and is a predicted model, not a curated record. The coding region runs from base 51 to 1394 and encodes 447 amino acids. The transcript is spliced from 6 exons.
UCUAGUAGUGAUAGGUAGUCUUUAGAGAUACUCCAAUUUUAAGUAUAAAAAUGGCAUUCGAAUCAAUUGAAAUCAAAAAAGAAAUUACCCAAAAUGCUCAGCAAGUUUGUAGACUAUGUUUGGAGAGUAAUCAGCUUCAUGACAUAUUCUUUAAAAAGGAUAUUCAAAGAUGGAUCUAUAACUAUCUCUCAAUCACUGUUUCCGAAACUGAUACUCUCAGUAAAUUGAUUUGUACUGACUGUCGGACACGGCUGGAGGAUUUCCAUGGUUUCAAGCAACGCUGUCUGAAUGCCCAAGAGGUACUGGAAGGAAAAUCGUCCACAGAGAUCCAGCAUACCAAACUGAAGUGUGAAUUUUGCGGCAAGGUGUUCCCAGUUAAAAGCAAACUGAGUAAUCAUAUGAAAAUUCACAUGACGAGGAAAUACAAGUGCUCCAUUUGCGGCAAAGGAUUUCAACAACCUUCAGCUUUGUCAAGGCAUACCAUGAGACUCCAUCCUAAAACUAUUGUACAUGAGCCAGCUAAGCUAAAUGCUACUCGAUCGGCCGAUAAACCACAACCAGUACUACCCCAAUGUGAGGUUGUUCUCAAGCAAGAACCUCUUUCAUACGAACCGGACGUUGGACGUACUCCAACGAACGUCGAUCAGGAAGAAGGAGCUGAUUUACAAUUGGAGUGUGACUCAUGUGAUAAGAAGUUUAAACUGAAGAAAAAUCUACAGGAUCACCGGAGGAAUGUGCACGGGCCAAAACGUCACAAAUGUCCGGUUUGUGGCAAACUGUUUGCGUCAAAAGAACGCUUGGGCAGGCAUACUCACGUCCAUGCGGGGUUUACACCGAAUGAAACGGUAGCCAUCUUCUUGGAGCCUGGAGAAGCGGAGACAGCUGCAAAUUCGGACACGGAAAACAAAACAACGUCCAAGAUAAAAGAACCAUGUUCAGUUUGCAACCGGUUGAUCAGAGACAUUUUCAUGGAGGGUCAUUUGAACAGGCAUAAAGGUAUUCAUCCCUACAAGUGCGAAAUGGGCUGCUCGGAGCAGUUCCAUUGUAAGGUGCUGCGGAAAAGUCACUACCACGACAUCCACGGAUGGCGGUCUUUCGAGUGCAACAUUUGCCACCAGUUUUUCCAGAACGGCCGGAGCUGCAGGAUGCACAAAAUCAAAUCCCAUGGACAGGGCCAUAAGUGCACCGAGUGCGAGUCGAUAUUUGAGACAGGUGCUGGACUCAAGAGACACCUUACCAAGGCACAUCACAGCGAAGGAAACGCGGAUCAACGCGAAGCAAUGGAUGAGGAAUCGCAGAUGGACGAAGAACAACCGAUAAAGACGGAUGAUUUGUUUGAGGCAGGGGACAUCAAAGUUGAGUGUCAGUCGGACGAGGAUGAAGAAAUGUCAUGAAAACUAUUGUAUUUAUAUUCAUAGAUUACUCUAAAAAUAAACGCGUUUCGAUUGGGUAAAUAUUGGUAGUAAAGCACAAAGUACAAUUCAAAUAAAUAUGAUAACCACAUCUUCCACAGUUCCGCGAUAUGUGCAGGGAUAAUGACAGGAGCUUCUGAACGAACGAAUGUGAGGUAAUUGAAAGGUGGAAGCAGUAUUUCGAUGAGCACCUGGACGGCACAGAGAACGUGGACAAGUGGGUCCAAUGCAUGGAACAAUGAGCUUACAUUUUUUUAAACCUUUUACUGACAACAUAGGUAAAAUAUGCAGACAUU